Messenger RNA from Aspergillus homomorphus CBS 101889, 1407 nucleotides. RefSeq names its product putative mitochondrial carrier protein. Gene Ontology annotation, molecular function: L-ornithine transmembrane transporter activity. The transcript has 3 exons. Gene Ontology annotation, biological process: mitochondrial L-ornithine transmembrane transport. The coding region runs from base 326 to 1210 and encodes 294 amino acids. The record is from RefSeq and is a predicted model, not a curated record. NCBI's taxonomy places the organism in Eukaryota, Fungi, Ascomycota, Eurotiomycetes, Eurotiales, Aspergillaceae.
CCCGACACAAUGCUGCAACCGGUGCUUCUGCUGCUGGAAUUCGCGCCUUGAGUGCGCAGCUUGUUGCCUUCUACUUCAGAGCACCUAUAAAAUCAUUUUUCCGCACGCGUGUUGACUAUAUGGUGGGUAGCUUGGCCCUCCUCGCCCUCUUUUUCUCGAAACCCUCGCUAAUCAUUCUCGGCUCCUUCUUCGACUCGGGAAGGCAUUUGCAAGGGCUGUUAAUCCCCAUUCAUCAAAAUCUGGCUGGUCCUUGCAUACGACCACACCAGGCCUUCUGAUGCAUGCUGUUCGCACAUAUGGGUGGCGCUUCAUUCCCAAUCAAGUUAUGCCCCCUUUAUUGGCGAAUGCUGGAGUUGGCGCCAUACUUUACACAUCAUACCUUCAAGUUCUUGGAAGUCUCAACGAGUCCGUGUCGCAAGGAGUAAAGCGUAUAUACCCGCCUCCUCCGCCUUCAAAUACCUUCACAGCCGGCUUUAUAGCUGGAACUGUUCAGUCAAUAGUCGCCGCGCCCCUUGAUGCUCUCCAGGUCCGUCUACGAACAAAUGAUUUGCUUGAAGGCCAGUACCGGAGUAUGUGGCAUUAUGGUUAUCAAAAGCUCACCCAGAUCGGAGCGCGGGGUAUAUUUGCUGGUUGGAGUAUUUCCUUCUUGCGUGAUUCCCUGGGGUAUGCUUUCUUCUUUUCAUCCUUUGAGUUCGUGAAAUCUCAGGCGUACUAUUCAUUUAUUACGUGGUACUAUGGGUCUUUGCAUACUUCUAGUCCGCAUCGAUUGCAGCCUUUUCAGUCUAGCGAUCGCGGUGUUCCGCUCAUCAGACCUCAUUAUGCACUGGAGCCAUGUUUUUUAAUGGCCGCUGGUGUGAUAGCUUCAGUGGCCCAACAAAGCAUACAACGACCGCUGUCGGUCAUCCAAAGCAUCCAUGUUUCUCGCUUGGAAAUCCUUGACCACCAAGCUAGUCUCUAUCCAUCGAGGCGAGAAAUGCUACGUCUAUACUAUCAUGCCUAUCAGGAAACGUUGAGAAGAUGCAGGCGAAAGGCAUCCAGAGCUGGAGGCUGGAGGAAGUGGCUCUUUCGUGGAUUUGCCAGAGAUGCUAUUCGCCAGGUGCCCAGCACAAGUGCCGGACUUGUGAUUUUCGAGCUGGUGCGUCGUAAAUAUGCCUACAUGUCGGACACUGCAUAUAUCGAGCGGGAUGGGUAUGACAUUCUGCUGCCGUGAAAGAACAAAGAUACCAUUUCUGCCACUCUCCUUUGUCAUCGGUAUAUCUAUCAUGUGCCUCUUCUUGGAAAGCUUCACCUAUACCCCAUACCCCUUCCCCUAAUCAUCUUGGCCUUAUUCUACCGAAGUCUCAGUGCUUGAAUGGAGCCCAUGUCACCUACCGAAACAUUUCAUGAACUGCUUCGCUAAGCACAGAC